Molecule: messenger RNA, 1002 nt
Organism: Elephantulus edwardii (Cape elephant shrew)
Lineage: Eukaryota; Metazoa; Chordata; Mammalia; Macroscelidea; Macroscelididae
Product: cyclin-A2-like
Exons: 1
Biological process (GO): mitotic cell cycle phase transition; regulation of cyclin-dependent protein serine/threonine kinase activity
Cellular component (GO): cyclin A2-CDK2 complex; cytoplasm; nucleus
Molecular function (GO): cyclin-dependent protein serine/threonine kinase regulator activity
Source: RefSeq, a predicted model, not a curated record
AGAGAAAUGGAGGUUAAAUGUAAACCUAAAGUGGGUUACAUGAAGAAGCAACCAGACAUCACUAACAGUAUGAGGGCUAUCCUUGUGGACUGGUUAGUGGAAGUAGGAGAAGAAUAUAAGCUACAGAAUGAGACGUUGUACUUGGCUGUAAACUACAUUGACAGAUUCCUUUCAUCGAUGUCUGUAUUGAGAGAAAAACUUCAGCUUGUGGGCACUGCUGCUAUGCUUUUAGCCUCAAAGUUUGAAGAAAUAUAUCCUCCAGAAGUAGCAGAAUUUGUAUACAUUACAGAUGACACCUAUACCAAGAAACAAGUUCUGAGAAUGGAACAUUUAGUUUUGAAGGUCCUUGUUUUUGAUUUAGCAGCACCAACAAUAAAUCAGUUUCUUACUCGAUACUUUCUACAUCAGCAGUCAGCGGACUGCAAAGUUGAAAGUCUAGCCAUGUUUCCGGGAGAAUUAAGUUUGAUAGAUGCUGAUCCAUACCUGAAGUAUUUACCGUCAGUUGUUGCUGCUGCAGCCUUUCGUAUAGCACUCUACACAGUCAGGGGACAGAGCUGGCCUGAUUCUUUAGUACAGAAGACUGGAUAUACCCUAGAAAGUCUUAAGCCUUGUCUCAUAGACCUUCAUCAGACCUACCUCAGAGCACCACAGCACGCACAGCAGUCAGUAAGAGAAAAAUACAAAAAUUCCAAGUAUCAUGGUGUUUCUCUCCUCAACCCUCCAGAUACAUUAAAUGUGUGAAAGUGAAGAGACUGCUUUUGUUUUCCAAGAUGUAAAUCACUCAAAGUAUAUGAUGUACAGUUUUUAUUUGGUUUUAGUUUUUACAAAUAAUUUCUGAAUACAAAUAUGGUGGUCAAUUACAAAAUUAUGGUAUCUAUUUUUAAAAUGGUUUUAAUUUGUAUAUCUUUUGUACAUGUAGCUAAUUUAGAUGAUUGGCUAAUUUUAUGUGGUUUUUAUUAAACCAAAUAAUGCCAGCUAUCAGGAUUAUUAAUAAACUGAUUU